UUCAAAGGGCAAAAUAUUUUCCUUGAAUAUUGUCCACGUAGAACAGGUGGAAAAAUUUUCCUUUUUCUUUUAAUAAAAUCGCUUCAUCAAACAGUGAUUUAGUUAGAAAUUCAAACAAAACCGUUAGAUGAAAUAGCAUUUGGCAAUAUAUGGAAAAAAAAAAUAUAUCAGGCCACUUGAGAUGGCUGUUUUGGUCAUGUACAAAACGUCCUUGCUACUGCUGCUUUGUUAUUUUACUUCCUCCCUCAUUCGAUUGUUUUUUUUUAAAUACCUUUUCUACACUCCUCAAUUACUUCAUAUUCACAAUUCUUCUCACUCAACUAAAUCAAUCAACUACAUUGUCAUCUUCUUCUUCAUUACUUGUUCAUUGUCAUCCUCAUUUAAGGUAUGAAUAUAAUCCUAAAUUUUUUCAAUUUGCAAUAUAAUUUUUUUGUUCAUAAUUGUUGUCAUUUGAACUUAUAAUAGAUUGAUUGUUUGUAACAUUGUCUUGAUUUCAUGAUUUAAGCUUACAUUUUACACAUUUGUAGUUGAAUUUUAUGAUUUCUUUUGUAUGCAUAUAAAGUGUUCGAUGAAAUGCUACAAUGAAAGUUUACUACUUUGUAGGGUUAGUUUAAUAGAUUUAGUAUAUAUUCAUGAUGUUGUUAGUUUUAUAUUUGAAUUGACCCUUCUAAUAAGUGUUGUAAUACUUUAAUAUUACACAUUCUUGUAUACACAUUUAUACUUCCCUUACUCACAAUCAACAAUAAAGUGUAUGUGAUAUCACAUGAAAAACAUGUUUGUGUGUGCAGAAUAUAAAUCAUUAUCCCGUUAUAGUGUAUUGGGGUGGGGAAGUAAGUUAUACGGGAUCCGAUGUUGUGUAUAAUGGAGGAUUGAAUGCAGUGAUGUUUAUCCAUCGUCAAAAUACUUCUUUUGAGGUGUUUCAUAGCAAAGUCUAUGAUGUAAUUGGUUGUGAUCGCAACUCUUUUAUAUUAAAAAUUGAGAUGAAAUAUCCGGUGACUGGGAAAAAUGUGUUAGUUCUGGUUAGGAAUGAUGAAAGCAUAAGUGCUCUUUAUUAUGCGACGUCCCAAGCCCUUGGAACGAAAAUGGAGGUGUAUGUUGAAUUGGUUCCAAAACUGGGUAAUGCGAGGGAAGCCAUGUGUAGCAUGGAACUUCCAGAAUCAGGUCCUAGUGUACGCCAUGAUACAUUCACAGAAAUGUUAACAAAUCCAUAUUACGUUAAUGAGCAUUUAGAUGAGUUUACUUCUCCAACUCAUUCAUGUGCCAUUGGUUGUGGUGUAAUGAACACUUUCUCCACUACUUACUUGGGUAGGCGUAAUAACAACGAAGUUGACUCUUUAGAUAAGGAGGAUAAGCAUAUUGAUUCUGAUCCAGAGGAUAUGAUGAAAAAAGAGAAGCUUUUGAUGCAGUGAUUAGAGAUGGUGCUCCAUCUCAAGACUUUCUUAGAAUUGAUGAGGUUGAUCAAAGAUUGAUUGAUGAAUGGAUGACCUGGAAUAAUGACAACUCCAUGACUGAAAAUGGUGACUUUAAGAUAGGCCAAGAGUUUAACUCGUUAGACCACUUAAAGAAGAAUGUUAAAGCAUGGACAAUAUCUAACAAUAGGAACUUUCGUGUAAUUGAGUCGGAGGCUUUAAAAUAUGUUAUACAAUGUACUAAUGCGGAGGAGAAAGGUUGUGAAUGUAGGAUGCGAGCUAUCAUGACCGCCACUAGAUCAUUUAAGAUUGUGCAAUUUAAGGGUCAUAAACAAGAUUGCUCAGGACAUUACAGUUGAUGACCAUCCCCUCCUUACUUCUGAUUUUGUUGCUGAUCUCAUCGUGGAUAUGAUAAGAAUUGAUCCAGCUUUCAAGGUGAAGUCAAUUGUUAAUUUUUUUAACACUAAAUACGGAUUCAUUAUAACAUACAAGAGAGCUUGGUUGGCCAAAAAUAAGGCUAUAACCAAAGUCUUUGGGGAUUGGGAUAAGUCUUUUGAGGAGCUUCCAAGGUACAUGCAGGUGUUAAUGCAAUCUAAUGGAGGAACAUUGGUGCAUUGGAAAGUCCAACCAAUAAUGGAUCCUACUAGAGUUAUUUUUUAGAGAAUUUUUUGGGUUUUCAGACUAUCAAUUAAGGAUUUUCCCUACUGUCGACCCCUUAUCUCCAUAGAUGGGACACAUUUGUACGGAAAGUACAAAUGCAUACUUAUGAUUGCUAUGGCGAUAGAUGCAAGCUCUCAGUUUUUCCCACUUGCCUUUGCCAUUGUUGAGGGAGAAAGCGACGACACAUGGAGUUGGUUUUUAAAUUGUAUAAGGCAAUAUGUCACCAAAAGGGAUGGCUUAUGUGUCAUAUCUGAUCAUCACAAAGGAAUCUUGCAUGCAAUGAACAAAGUUGGAAAAGGGUGGGAAGAGUCAUAUGCAUUCCAUCGGUUUUGUAAACGACAUCUUGCUUCAAAUGUGCAUAAGAAGUUCAAGAACAUAGCAGUAAAAAGGUGGAAAAUGUUACAUGUUUGACCUCACAGCUACAUCAUGCUCUUGUUAGAAACCAACCAUGUUCGAGUUACCAUGCUCACAUGUUCUUGCAGUAUGUCGAGCUCGUAACAUUUCAUAUGAUGCUUUCUGGACCCUUCGUUUUGUACUACAGAAUACGUAUCCACAUACAAGAACACCUUUAUGCCUGUUCUAGACAUGUUCAAUUGUGCUCCUUGGAAUGGUCCGAUAGUUGUUCCAGAUCCAUCAACUAAGCGUGGAAGGGACGUCUGCGAACAAUUCGCAUAAGGAACAAAAUGGAUGCACCGGUGACGCAUCCUCGGAAUACAUAUGGCAUUUGUGGAUUUAGAGGUCAUAAUAAGAAAACAUGUCCUCGUAGGGAUAGUCAAAGCUCAACUAGGUAUGUUUUUUUACUUGUAUGCUAGUUUGUCAUUAUGUUGAGUCUGAUAAUAAUGUAUAUAUGUAACAGUAAUAAUGACGAUUUCGGGCCCAUUUGAUCCAUUAGUACUUAAGCUUUAGGCGACCCAUCGAAGCUUAGGUGCGUGGGAGGGCUCCGCUUCCCAGUUGGUAACUCGUCAGCACUAGCAGGCGAGUAUGUUACAUUGGCAGGUGGAUGACAGAGUUUUAGAGGUAGUGGAAUUAGCUGGUUUUAGUUAAAUUCACAAGUUGUUAGGUGGGGGUUUGAUGCUCGAUCGAGCUCUUAUCACUGCAUUAGUGGAGAGGUGGAGACCGGAGACUCAUACAUUCCACCUUACGAUUGGCGAGGCAACAACUACGUUACAAGAUGUUGCAGUUAUACUAGGACUGCCGAUUGAAGGAGAAGCAGUGAUUAGUCAUGGAGAGGGACAUUAGCCGGCCUUAUUUCUUGAGCUGUUGGGGGUUUUGCCAGAAAAUUCUCAAGAUCCCACGAAGACGAAGAUCAUCACUGGAUCCUCGUUGAAGUUGACUUGGCUCAGAGAUCAUUUCAGCGUGCUAGAACACGAUGCGAAUGAUAUUACAGUCGAGAGGCAUGCCCGCGCGUACAUUUUGUACAUGUUUGGAUGCAUCUUGUUUCCAAAUAAGAGCAAUGACUCAGUCCAGUUGAUCUAUCUCCCUCUCCUAGGAGACUUAGAGCGGGUAGCCGAGUAUAGUUGGGGAAGUGCUACCCUUGCGUAUCUGUAUCAUAAUUUAUGUCGAGCAUCACGUAAGGGUGCCAAGGACAUUGGAGGUUGCUUGUUGUUGUUAUAGAUAUGGUCGUGGGAGCAUAUUCGUAUAGGGAAGCUUAUCAUUUGGAUGAUUCGAUCCCCUGGGCAACAUGCUCAGGACGAUAUCGUAGAGGAUUCUAAACUGGUCUUGGGUUCACAACAUCGACGUGGGAGAGAUCCUUUAGCAGUGAGCUGGCUUCGCGUAUAUCUUUCGAGGUUCCAUUCCCUACAUACUCUAGCCUACUACCGAGACGCACUUGAUCGACAAAGGAACGACCAGAUGACAUGGCAGUCUUAUACAACGGCUAAGAUGGAGGCUUUGCCAGACAUAUGUAGAUCGGGCCAUGGGAUUUGGAGAUCGCGUUGUCCACUAAUUUGCUUUGACAUCGUCGAAUUACAUCUUCCGGAUCGUGUAAUGCGUCAAUUCGUUUUGGAGCAGGUUAUUCCGGAUGCCUGUGACACCCAAACUGCACUACAUGCGAUUGAUAGGAGGAUUGGGGACAAGAACUACAACUUACGACAUAGAUCGAAAGUAGAUGCGUGGAAUGACCGAGCAUCUCGAUUGGUUCAGGGAGCGAACUACACCGGUCAGAGCUCUGGUGCGUACAUGUAUUGGUACAAGCAUAUUUCCAUACUACGCCUCACGAACACCACAUUUGCAUAGCCAAGAUCACAUUACCAUACUACAUCUACAUACCAUCCUACAUUUACGUUAUUGGUGCGUCUUCUUUCAACAAUCACAAAAUAUAGUAAUACUUUUAUGUGAUUCUUUUAACAUUUUAAUGUUUAUAUAUAGGCUGAGUGCAUUAGACCGGUUUUUAUACAAUGUAAUGACACGAUGCACGAGGCCACUACAUUGCCCGUUGAUGUGGGGUAUCGGCUAUGUUCUCAGACUCUUGGCUCCAUUAACACGUCAUUGACCGAUGUAUUGUGUCAGGCGGAGUAUGAUUACCUCAUUCCGAGUCCACCCAUCAUUGAUGAGGUUGAUCAGACGUUCCACACUUCUUCUCCUCGGGGUUCGGGCCACCGAGGUAGCUCUUUUGGAGGAUCAAGUAGUCGGUCCACAAGAGGUCUCGAGCGUUCAUCUACUCGAGGUCGGUCUUCCAGAUCUCUAUCAACAUUCGGUUGCUAUGUCGCCAUUUGUUCCUCUAGCUUUCAUGACCACUCCUCCACAUCCAUCGCCUCCGCUCCGCAUAAGAACGUUACAUAUCAGCGUGCUAGUCAAAGACGAGCUUCUGCUCUUAAUGUCUUUGAAGAUGUUGACGAAUCUACACCAUCCUCAUCCACCGAUGCGCACAGCAAAAGGGGCCGGGGAUUGUAGUUUAAGACACUUUAUAUCACUUUAUAUGGCUUGAACUUCUUGUAUCACUUUCGAUAAUUGUAAUAUAUGUCCGCAUUAUUUUCAUAAUUAAUGUUUACAAAUCAAGCUGGUUCUUAGUUGAUUAUCAUGGAAUAG
Molecule: messenger RNA, 5096 nt
Organism: Amaranthus tricolor (Joseph's coat)
Lineage: Eukaryota; Viridiplantae; Streptophyta; Magnoliopsida; Caryophyllales; Amaranthaceae
Product: serine/threonine-protein phosphatase 7 long form homolog
Exons: 3
Coding region: 3729-4304 (191 amino acids)
Source: RefSeq, a predicted model, not a curated record